Molecule: messenger RNA, 1666 nt
Organism: Cololabis saira (Pacific saury)
Lineage: Eukaryota; Metazoa; Chordata; Actinopteri; Beloniformes; Belonidae
Gene: pak1ip1
Product: PAK1 interacting protein 1
Exons: 10
Coding region: 209-1279 (356 amino acids)
Molecular function (GO): protein binding
Source: RefSeq, a predicted model, not a curated record
GAAUAAGUUCACAGGCGUGUGUUGUAGAAAUACGCACGUGUAAAUAGAUCUUUAAAGUCGUUAGUGUCUUUUAUUUUCCCCGUAUUUGUCACGUAUGUUUCAGAUUGGACAGUUAUCAGCUGUUGCGCAAAUCAGGCGACAACAAGUAAAGUAAAAGAAGUAAAGAAAGCAAAUUAUCCGGUUAUCUCCGCCUGCAGCAGGAGCCAGCAUGGCAGCAGUUGUGGGACUCAUCGCUGGCAGCUACGAGCAGAUCACCUUUGGUUACCAAGUAAAAACCGAUGAAAAAGAGUGGACAGCCAAAGCUGACUUCACACAUCAUGCUCACACAGCUUCGGUAUCAGCGGUGGCAGCCAGUGAGAGAUUUGUUGUCACGGGAAGCAAAGAUGAGACGAUUCAGUUGUACGAUAUGAAGAAACGGACAGAACACGGUGCUUUGCUGCAUCAUGAUGGCAGCAUCACCUGCCUGGAGUUUUACGGGACGUCUCAUUUACUGAGCGGAGGAGAGGAUGGACUCUUGUGUGUGUGGAGCACAAAGAAGUGGGAGUGUCUGAAAUCCAUUAAAGCCCACAAGGGUCAUGUCACAUCGCUGUCCGUCCAUCCUUCUGGGAAACUUGCAAUGUCAGUUGGAACAGAUAAGACUCUGAGAACCUGGAACCUGAUUAACGGAAGGUCAGCUUUUAUCAAAAACAUCAAACAGAAUGCCCACAUCGUCAGAUGGUCUCUUGACGGGGAUAGAUACGUCGUUGUGUUGAAUGACAAAAUUGACAUCUACGACCUGGAGACGGCGUCUGUGACGGGAACGGUCAUGAACCCAAAGAGGAUCUCUUCCAUUAAGUUCCUAAAUAACUCCAUCUUGGCCGUCGCAGGAGACGAUGAAUCUGUGAGGAUGUGUGACAUUGGAAAAGCAAAGUGGGUGUGUGAGUUCAAGGCUCAUGAAACCAGAGUCAAAGCAGUUGAUAGUUUGAUGAUGGAAGAUUAUUGUCUGGUGGUGACUGCUUCAAACGAUGGCUUCAUCAAAAUGUGGAAGCUCCAUCUCAAAGAGGAGCUGGAGCCUCCCACCCUCUUAGGAGAAGUGAACACGACGGCCAGACUAACGUGCCUUUCUGUGUGGAAACCGUCAGCACAGCAGGUCCAUGAGGAAUCAACAUCUGCAGCAACAACAUCUGAAGAGCUCGCUCGGGAACUUGCAAAGACGAAGAGGGUCCGAAUAACAGUAGAAGAAGUAAUUCUGGAAGACGAAAGCAAACCCAAAAAGAAGAAAAAGGACAGUGGAAAAUAGUGGCGAACAAUUCAAAUAUUUUAUUUCCCGCAGACUCUUUUAUCUCACCCUACCCUGCUUUGUACUGUAUAUUUACUGUUCCUCCUUUGGUUGUCACACUGACAUCGGUCAAUGCAAAACUCAAAAAUGUGACUUUGAUUUUUCUUUAUAUAACAUCUGGAGUUAUAAAAAAAAAAAAAUGCAUAUUUGUAUACAAACAUUGCUUUGGUGCACAAAAAGGAGAUAAAGCAGCAUAGCUGCUUGUAAUGCUUUGAAAAAUUCGUCUGUUGUCUUUGUGGAAAAGGUUAUUGAAAAUAUAAAGAAUGUUCGGUGACUAUCGGUGCGUCCGAAAUGCCAUACUAAAGAGUAUACUUAAGUUCGGCACACUUUUGAGUAAAUAUCAGUAGU